Messenger RNA from Gadus morhua (Atlantic cod), 2625 nucleotides. Its product is annotated as UDP-glucuronosyltransferase-like. Gene Ontology annotation, molecular function: UDP-glycosyltransferase activity. The transcript has 5 exons. The record is from RefSeq and is a predicted model, not a curated record. Lineage: Eukaryota; Metazoa; Chordata; Actinopteri; Gadiformes; Gadidae. Bases 222 to 1805 code for a protein of 527 amino acids.
GAGAGAGGCCAUAUAAAUGGCACUGCGAGCAACUUUUAUUUGUUGAUGAGCCUCCAGAUUUGGCCAAACAAGUAGAAACACGGUCAAAACCUUCAACAACCUGGUCGCUUCCUUUCUGGCUCCUCCCAAUUUUCCUCUCUGCAUUCUUUUUUAUUGUAUAUAAACAACACCCACCAGCAGAUGUUGGAGGCAGUUAGAGUGUCCCCUUACAGAGAGGAGGCAUGGCCGUCGGGGUAAGGAGUGCAAAGCUGGGGUUUCUAGCAUGGCUGUGUUUCUCCACACUGGGAGCAACCCUUGGGGCGAAAGUACUGGUGGUGCCCGUGGAUGGGAGCCAAUGGCUCAGCAUGAAACUCCUGGUGAAGGAGCUUAUCGUCCGGGGCCACGACGUGGUUCUCCUGGAGCCCGAGACCACCGCGUUGGGCAAGGGAUUGGUCGGCUGCAGGAAUGAGAUCUACCCGGUUUCCUACACGAAGGAGGAAUUGGUAAAUGUUUUAAAACAACUCCAAGAGAACGUCUUCAUCAAGCUGCCCAAGAUCACCGACGCGUAUGUCAAUGUGCAGAGAUUGAUCGACUACACCUCCAUCCACGUGAAGGGGUGCGAGAAUCUGCUGUACAACCAGGAAGUGAUGGGCCGUCUGCGCCUGGAGGGAUUCGACGUCGUGCUCACGGACCCGUUCCUGCCUUGCGGCUCUAUCCUAGCCGAGACUCUUUCCGUCCCAGUCGUGUAUUUUCUGCGUGGACUCCCGUGUGGUUUGGACGAGAUUGGCACGCAGUGUCCCUCGCCUCCUUCCUACGUCCCGCGCUUCUACUCCGGUCACUCGGACACCAUGACCUUUCCUCAGAGGGUUAAAAACAUGGUCAUGUAUGGGAUUGAGUCUGUGAGCUGCCGCAUCAUGUAUGCCAGCUUUGAUGAGCUGGCCAGCAGGUAUUUGGAAAAGGACAUCAGCUAUAAGGACCUCGUCCGCCACGGUGCCAUCUGGCUGCUCCGAUAUGACUUUGCUUUCCUCUUUCCAAAACCCAUGAUGCCCAACAUGGUUCUUAUUGGAGGCAUCAACUGCGCGAAGCCAUCUCCUCUGUCAGCGCACUUGGAGGAGUUUGUAGAUGGAUCCGGUGAUGACGGUUUCAUUGUUUUCACGCUAGGCUCCAUGGUGGACAAAAUGCCUGCAGAUAUGACAAUAGCAUUCUUAGAUGCCUUCAAGAAAAUUCCUCAACGGGUGGUUUGGAGGCAUACUGGUAUUUUACCAGAAGACGUGCCAGAGAAUGUAAAAAUAAUGAAGUGGCUACCUCAAAAUGAUCUCCUAGCUCAUCCCAAGGCUAAACUCUUCCUCACUCAUGGAGGCUCACAUGGCAUCUAUGAGGGCAUCUGCCACGGCGUUCCCAUGGUGAUGAUGCCAUUGUUUGGGGACCAGCCGGACAACGUUGAUUACAUGGUGGCCCGUGGAGUGGCAGUCGUGAUCGACGUGUUUGACGUUACCACCGAAAAAGUGCUGGAGGCCAUUAACAAAGUCGUCAAUGAUACAAGCUACAAAGAGAAGAUGGUGAAUCUCAUGUCAGUGCAUCAGGACCAUGCCGUAAAGCCCCUGGACCUGGCCGUGUUCUGGACCGAGUUCGUCGUAAGACACCAGGGCGCCGAUCACCUUCGGCCCGCAGCCCACAACCUCAACUGGAUUCAGUAUCAUAGCCUGGACACUCUCUGCUUACUGGCUGCUAUUGUCAUGACUAUCGCCUUCCUCGGGCUCAAAUGUUGCUGUUUCUGCGGCCGCAAGUGUUGCGUGCGAGUGGCAAAGAAGAAGAAGGUGUUGUAGAUCUCUAGAUUUAUUGUCUCCUUUGUGAGAGACAGUAUUAGAUAAACAAGAUGUACUUUUAAAGGACAAUACAGAUCUGGUUGAUCAAACCAUCAUCAUAACCGUCUACCUGAGUGUACAAAGAAUGUUGGUAACAACUUUUUCCCUACUUUAAUAUUUACAUAUCAUUGUAAGUAUAAUUCCCAUAUGGCCUGGAGUGAACUGAACAAAGGGGUUAGACUCAGUAACUUCUGGUCACAGCUGCCGAUCAAACUGUAUUGUAAUAUGUCAUAUUUAAUAAUUAAUUACAUCAGUAAAUGCAGUUAUAAGCAUUAACUAAAAAUGUACUGAAAAAUGAUUUACAGUUAACUAAUCGAUUACUAAUUUACACAUAAUUUAAUAAGGUAAGGGUUAGCCACCUUAUUGGUAAAUUAAUGGUAAAUUAUUGUAUCCUGAUUGUAAAUUACUUUUUUACAGAAUGUACAGAUUCUGCUGAACAUUUUUGUGGGAAAGCGCCUGUUAGAAAUGCAAAACUAGUUCUUGUUUUGGAAUCAAUGUGCGGUGGCCAGUAUGGAGUUUGUUGAUUCGCCAUACAUGUACUUCGUAAAAUGUCUUAUACCAAGGAGCCAGCAUGCUACAUUGCUAUUAACAUUUGUGGCAGGCAGGCACAUUCCGGCGAAUUAGGCUAAAGUGAUAUAGAGAAAUUAUAUUGGUAACGGAUGUAAGCGUUAAACUCACAUUUUAUGUGAGUACUCUCGAUUUUAUAAUAGCAUUUUUAUAAAAUCGACUUCCAAAAUGUUACGUGUUGGUCUGAAGUUAUUAAAUGAUCACAGGACACAUG